UAAAACGUCAAUAUUUUUUUAUUAUAAUUAAAAAAUAUUUAUUACAGUUAGUUAAAUCACAGAAAAUUGUUUAUCCCCUAUUUAGUUAUGUCCCGAACUUCCGGCAAUUCUGUAUCGACAGUAAAAAAUGUAAUCACUGUUAAAGGUUUAGACUUCAAUGUAAAGCCGGAUGAUACACGACAUACGUCGAUAUUCUAUCCUGAACCAAAAAUAUCAAUUCCUACUGAUUUUCCCACUAGUACACGUUCUACAGAAGUUAAUGAUUUUGAUACUUGUCCUAUCAGCGGCUAUGGUACUACAAUAGUUAAAAAUGAAUAUUAUUCAAAACUGCAAAAGGAACACAAGUGUAAUUUGUAUGAUAACUAUGAGGAUUUUAGCAAGACAUUUAUAGACGAUAUACUCAAUUCAGCUGCAGAACACAUUCGGUUAACUCAAAAAAGAGAUGUAAUAUUCGGUCCAAAAAAAUUUUCGGUAUCCCAAAAACCUUUUGUCUGGCCUACAAUAAAAGAAUUCAGCGAGGUUAGGACAGCAUUCAAGAUUGUGGAAUGGAUAGAUUCAACGGCAGUAGUUGCUGAAAACUGGCUAUAUUCAAUCAUGAUGGUAUGUAAAAGUGCCAAUCAUAUAAGCGACUUUUAUAAAUACGAAGCUAUAUUUUCCCUACCCACCAAAUGUUACCCAAUAUCUCAAGCGACUGCAAGCGUUUUCUUUCAUGUUGAGGUAUCUAGAGUCAUGUCCGAAUUUUGUCCAGUCAACGUAACGUUUCAAUUGGAAUCUUUUUCCAGUAAACUGAGUCCUAGAACACACGUUAUAACGGAUGCUCUGCUCUUUAGGGUAAUUGACGCGAAGAUCAAAAUAUUUAAAAGCUAUUAUUUUUAAAUUUAAUCUUAUAAAUAAAAAAAUUUGUCAUUAU
Messenger RNA from Diabrotica balteata, 910 nucleotides. NCBI's taxonomy places the organism in Eukaryota, Metazoa, Arthropoda, Insecta, Coleoptera, Chrysomelidae. The record is from the annotation of a GenBank genome assembly.